UCUGCCCGAACCGGGUUAUAAAACGGGAACGGUAAAAUUCCACACCGGUCAGAAGUUCUUGGGCCCUACCCGAAGCGGUACAUCGGUAUCCACCGGUAUCUUCAACCAGAUCGUGAACGUAAACAGUCGCUCCAAAAAACCCCAAGAAAGUGGUACCUUUCGGAGGGGAAAUUCAAAUCUCCCUAAGAAGCGUUCUAAAACAGAAGCGAAGAAUAGAAUCUGAAAAGUGAAAGUGAAAUGAAUAAGGCUAAUCUGUACGAACAAGCGAACGGUGUGCAGCGGCGUGAUGCGAUGGAGAUUUUGAAAGAAUAUGCACCACUCAUCAGCUGUCGUCGAACCGGUGGCGACGACAUUGCACUGUUGGACAUUGGUUGUGGCAGUGGCGAUGUGUUGGUAGACUUCAUUCUACCGGUGCUCGGUCGGGGUACCGUUUCAGUUGUGGGGCGAGUUCUGGGCACGGACAUCUCCGAACAGAUGGUACGCUAUGCGCGCGAGUCAUACCGACAUCUUAAGACGAUCGAGUUCGAAACGCUCGACAUUGGAUCGAAACUGGAUGCGUCAACGCUUACCCGGUGGGGUCAGUUCAGUCACGUCACUUCCUUCUAUUGCUUACACUGGGUACAAAACCAACACACUGCCUUCUCCAACAUUUAUCAACUAUUGAAGGCAGGUGGUGAUUGCCUGUUAGUGUUCCUAGCCAAUAACCCCAUCUUCGACAUAUACAACCAACUAUCUCGUUCGCCCAAAUGGUCCAAGUACAUGUAUGACGUGGAGAAGUACAUCUCACCGUACCAGUAUUGUGAAAAUCCAGCCAGUGAGAUCGAAGAUCUGCUGUGUACGGUUGGUUUCCAGCACUAUCAAAUUCAGGUUCGCGACAAGUUGUACGUCUACGAAGGAUUAGACAAUCUGAAGAGAGCAGUUAUGGCUGUUAAUCCAUUCAGUGAGCGGAUGCCUACCGAGCUGCAGGAUAAGUUCCUGCUCGAUUAUAUUGCAGUUGUGCGGGAGAUGUAUUUGGCGAAGAGUUCUAGCGAGGAAAAUGAUGCAAAUCUACAGUUUAUUUCACCAUACAAACUGGUGAUCGUGUAUGCUAAAAAAUAGUGCCCAUUACCGUUGACUCUAAUCGAGACUGGAGAACAUUACCCGUGAAGAUGACGAGUCUCAUGUAGCUAAUUUGUUUAAAAAAAUAUCAUUAUAAAAUACAAGUUUUAGAGGCAACUGGUGUUCUAAAAUUUUUCAUAAUUAUCAUUGAUGUUGUAAGCUUUUGUAAGCAAGAAACACUGGUUAAAUAUUGGAAUGGUUUAAAUUAAUAAAAUGAUCAAUAAAUAUACCCAAUA
Molecule: messenger RNA, 1334 nt
Organism: Anopheles funestus (African malaria mosquito)
Lineage: Eukaryota; Metazoa; Arthropoda; Insecta; Diptera; Culicidae
Gene: jhamt
Product: juvenile hormone acid O-methyltransferase
Exons: 3
Coding region: 238-1098 (286 amino acids)
Source: RefSeq, a predicted model, not a curated record